Dendrobium catenatum is the source of this 4589-nucleotide messenger RNA. Its product is annotated as putative ABC transporter C family member 15. Lineage: Eukaryota; Viridiplantae; Streptophyta; Magnoliopsida; Asparagales; Orchidaceae. The record is from RefSeq and is a predicted model, not a curated record. Bases 148 to 4575 code for a protein of 1475 amino acids. Gene Ontology annotation, cellular component: vacuolar membrane; plant-type vacuole. Gene Ontology annotation, molecular function: ATP hydrolysis activity; ATP binding; ABC-type transporter activity. Gene Ontology annotation, biological process: transmembrane transport. The transcript has 10 exons.
CUGAGUGUGUGUAGCGGGUUGCGGAGAGAGAGAGAGAGAGAGAGAGAGAGAGGAAUGCUGAAAGUUAUAUAACAAUGAGGUAACUGAACUCACUGCUCCAAAACCACCUUACAUAUCUCGACAAAGACACUCACGUAUAAACAAAGAAUGGAUUCAUCAAUAUAUAACUCUACUCUUCUUCUCUCCUCUCCGUCGCAAACAAUGUCACAGUUCCCUCUUUUCAAGCUUCAAUUUUUCACUACCAUGGACACGGCAACAAACUUGUUCCAUUUCUUGCCUUUCUUGGUUUUGUUGGUAUGGAUGCUCGUAGACUUACUGAAGCCAAGGAGGGUCUUCCCCGCGCAACAAGAAGCUGGAGUCUUGCCGGAGAUUAUAGUUCUAUUUAACAUUCUAAUUUUAACACUUUACCUUGGUUCUCUUGCUUUUAAAGUUUGGAAGAUUGAAGCCAUUCCCAUGGACCCUCUCUUCAUCUCUCUUUCCUGGAUUCUUGUAACUUUUUUCACCAUUUACACUAAGAGAAAAGCCAAAACAGAGAGUAGUGGCUGGCCCAAUGUUCUUGUGUCUUGGUGGGUUCUUUCCGGAAUUUUCCAGUUCUUUUCCAUAAUCACUUACCUCACCAACCACUUCAAGCUGUCGGCUUUACCCAGCUUCUUUCCAGCUGCUACUGUUGCCGAUAUUGCGUCUUUUCCUUUAUCUGUCUUCCUCUGUAUAGGUGCUUUUAUUAUGAACUUCCGGAGAGUUUCCAGCGGGCUAGAGCAACCUAUACUGCUUGAUGAUUAUGAAAAUGAAGAAGUCUCGAGACGAGUGUUUUCCAUUGCUGGAAUCUGGAGCAAGUUAACCUUUCGAUGGCUGAAUCCCGUCUUUGAAAAGGGUUGGUUACAGAGACUGGAGCUCCACCACGUUCCCCAACUACCCAAAUCAGAGACCGCAGAAACUGCAUACUCGUUGCUUCAGGAAUCGCUCCGCAAAGAAAAACCAGAAUUCUCGACGCUUACUAGAGCAAUUAUGAAUUUUAUAUGGAAACCUCUGGCCAUUAAUGCUGUUCUUGCUGGCUUGAACACACUUGCUUCCUAUCUGUGUCUUUACCUGAUAACAAACUUUGUUGACUAUCUAUCCAAAGUGGAUGAGAAGCGCAGCCAUGUCCAUGGUUACAUGCUUGCAUUCAUAUUCUUCUUUGCCAAAAUGGUGGAGUCUCUGUCUCAGAGGCACUGCUACUUUGGAGCUCGCCAAAUUGGUGUUCGAGUUCGGGCGGCACUAAUGGUGUCCCUUUAUAAGAAGGCCCUAACGAUCAAGUACUCAAGGAUGAGCAGUGCAAAAAUGCUAAAUUUUCUUGAUGUAGAUGUGGAAAGGAUUGGAGACUUCUUCUGGUACAUCAACGGCAUUUGGCUGCUACCCGUUCAGGUCAGCCUAGCUCUCGUUAUUCUUUACAGGAAUCUUGGUGUUGCAGCAUCAGUCACCACGCUAGUCACAACAGUAAUGAUAAUGGUGAGCAACACCCCACUAGCCAAAUCACAAGAGAAGCUUCACUCCAAGAUUUUAGAAGCUAAGGAUGCCAGAAUCAAGGCAACAUCAGAGACAUUAAAUUGUAUUAGGAUCCUGAAGCUUCACUCAUGGGAGGGUGCUUACUUGAAUAAGCUACUUCAUCUAAGAGACGUUGAAAGAAGCUGGUUGAAGAGAUAUCUCUACACUUGCUCUGCCAUUGCCUUUCUAUUCUGGGCAUCACCAACGUUGGUUUCCGUCGUUGCUUUUGGUGUCAGCAUCCUUGUCAAAAUUCCAUUGACACCAGGUACUGUUCUCUCUGCUCUUGCCACAUUUAGAAUACUUCAGGAUCCCAUCUACAACCUCCCAGAGCUCGUUUCAAUGGUUACUCAGACAAAAGUCUCAGUGGAUCGAAUUCAGGAUUUCAUUCGGGAUGACCAGAAAGAGAACCCAAAAUCAAACUAUAUCACUGAUCACUCAGAAGUGGUGGUCGAGAUUGAGCCUGGGGAGUACAGUUGGCAACCAGAUUUGAGCUCAAGAAAGCCAGCGGUCAAGUUAGACAGGAAGCUUAAGAUAAUGAGAGGGGAAAAGAUAGCAGUGUGUGGAUCAGUUGGAUCAGGAAAAUCUAGCUUCCUCAGUAGUUUAAUAGGAGAGAUUCCAAGGCUUUCAGGUGUAGGGAGCAAGGUGUUUGGCUCGAAAGCUUAUGUACCUCAGAGCGCUUGGAUUCAAACAGGAACAAUAAUUCAGAAUGUUUUGUUUGGAAAGGAGAUGGAAAGUUCAUGGUAUAAAGAAGUGAUUGAAGGGUGCGCGUUGGAUAGGGACAUUAAGUUAUGGGCUGAUGGGAACUUGACUGUCGUGGGGGAGAGGGGUAUGAACCUCAGUGGAGGCCAGAAGCAAAGAAUUCAAAUGGCAAGAGCUAUAUACAGCAACUCGAACGUUUUUUUGCUUGAUGACCCUUUCAGUGCUGUCGAUGCUCACACUGGAGCACAUCUAUUCAAGGAAUGUCUGACGCAACUACUGUCCUGUAAAACCGUCAUCUAUGUCACACAUCAGUUGGAGUUUUUAGAUGCUGCUGACCUUAUUCUGGUAAUGAAAGAUGGAAAGAUCAUACAGUCGGGAAAGUAUGAAGAGUUGAUUGCCAAUGUCGAUGGUGAGCUUGUGCGACUAAUGGCAGCACAUAAGAAGUCGCUCUACCAAGUGAGUUCACAUAAGAAGCAUAAUAAUGUUGCAACAAGCAAACGGCCUAUGAACAUAAAUGUGGAGCUAACAGAAGAGAAACCAUACAGUCAGAUUAGAAAUAGUGAGCUCUUGGAAAGGAUUAAUGAGGAAGAAAGGGAAUCUGGACGGGUCAAAUGCAGCGUUUACAACACAUUCGUAACCUUAGCUUAUAAGGGAGCUCUAGUUCCAGUAAUUCUACUUUGUCAAGUUCUCUUCCAGGGACUGCAGAUGGCUAGCAAUUACUGGAUUGCGUGGGCAACUGACAAGGAAGAUAGAAUAAGCAGGGGAAGAUUGAUUGGAAUGUUUGUUCUGGUAUCUGCUGGUAGCUCUCUUUUUGUGUUGGGGAGGGCAGUAUUGCUGGCAACAAUAGCAAUUGAGACAGCACAAAGUCUUUUCCUUAGAAUGACUAAAACACUCUUCCGGGCCUCUAUCUUCUUUUUCAAUUCAACACCUUCAAGUCGAAUCAUUAAUAGGUCUUCUACAGACCAAAGCACAGUGGAUACUGACAUUCCAUACAGACUUGCUGGAUUGGUAUUUGCACUUGUGCAGCUUCUAUGCAUCAUAGUUCUCAUGUCCCAAAUUGCCUGGACAGUAUUCAUUCUUUUUAUUUUUGUACUUGUAAUCUCCAUGUUGUACCAGAAUUACUACAUCAGCUCAGCUAGAGAACUGGCAAGAAUGGCUGGUAUUAGAAAAGCUCCGAUUCUUCACCAUUUCUCAGAAACUAUAGCUGGUGCUCCAACCAUCCGAUGCUUCAAUCAACAGGACCGCUUUCUCGCAAAGAACCUUUAUUUGGUUGAUGACUAUUCUCGCAUUACUUUUCACAAUUCUGCCGCCAUGGAAUGGCUCUGCCUUCGAAUUAACUUUUUCUUCAACCUUGUUUUCUUCAUCGCACUCAUGAUGUUGGUGUCUAUGCCUAGGAGCGCAAUUGAUCCCAGCCUUGCAGGGCUUGCAGUCACCUAUGGCUUAAAUCUAAAUGUACUGCAAGCUUGGGUGAUAUGGAACCUGUGCAAUGUGGAGAACAAGAUGAUAUCCGUAGAGAGAAUACUGCAGUUUUGCACCAUAACUUGUGAAGCCCCAUUGGUUAUUGAGAACAACAGACCAGAGCUAGAAUGGCCCAGAUAUGGAACCAUAGAGCUUGAAAACCUUCAUGUUCAGUAUAACACAGGCCUUCCUAUGGUCCUAAAAGGCAUUAGCUGCGUAAUUCCAGGAGAGAAAAAAAUUGGAGUUGUUGGCCGAACAGGAAGUGGAAAAUCAACACUAAUACAAGCUCUUUUCAGAAUUGUAGAACCAUCUUUAGGGAGAAUAAUAAUUGACGGCAUAGAUGUUUGCAGUAUUGGAUUGUAUGAUUUGAGGUCCCGGCUAAGUAUAAUUCCACAAGAUCCAACAUUGUUCCAAGGAACAGUGAGGACAAAUUUGGAUCCUUUACAAGAGCAUUCAGAUUUUGAAAUCUGGGAGGCUCUGCGCAAGUGCCAGCUUGUGGAAAUCGUUAAGCAAGACUACAGACUGCUAGAUGCGCCAGUUGCAGAAGACGGAGAAAAUUGGAGUGUGGGGCAGAGACAACUUGCCUGCCUUGUGAGGGUUUUGCUAAAGAAUAGAAAGAUUCUUGUUUUAGAUGAGGCUACAGCAUCUGUGGACACUGCAACAGAUAAUUUUAUUCAGAAGACCAUAAGAGAAGAAACUGGCCGCUGCACUGUAAUCACAGUGGCACACAGAAUCCUCACUGUAAUUGACAGUGAUCUAGUUAUGGUGCUCAAUGAAGGAAAAAUUUUGGAGUUCGGUUCGCCUAGUGAGCUUCUCAAAGAUAAAUCAUCAGCCUUUUCUCAGCUGGCAUUGGAGUUCUUAGGAAGGUCUAAAAGUAACCAGGAUGAGUUCACUUGAAAGGAUGGAAAAAA